Molecule: messenger RNA, 1481 nt
Organism: Ipomoea triloba (trilobed morning glory)
Lineage: Eukaryota; Viridiplantae; Streptophyta; Magnoliopsida; Solanales; Convolvulaceae
Product: pectinesterase inhibitor 7-like
Exons: 1
Coding region: 97-1203 (368 amino acids)
Biological process (GO): negative regulation of catalytic activity
Molecular function (GO): enzyme inhibitor activity
Source: RefSeq, a predicted model, not a curated record
UGAUUUCUUCAUAAUUAUAUCGCUCUCCCAGAGAAAAUACACAUCUUUAUCUAUAAACACCCUUUAAUUUGCAUUUCUUUACCAGAAAGAGAGAUUAUGGGAUUUUUUGAAGUUUUUCUCGUUUCAAUGGUCUUAACGGCCGCCGGACGUCCGGUAUCGGCGGCGAGGGAUAUAGCCGGCGGGAUGAAAACGACGGAGUACAUUAAAGUAUCAUGCGAGGGAACACCGUAUCCGGAGCUAUGCUCCUCCACUCUAUCAAAGAACGAGAGGGAGAUCGGAAAGGAUACGGCGCUUCUAGUCCACACGGCGAUCAACGCCGCCCUCGAACUCGCCCGCUCGCUCUCCGGCAAGGUGGCCGACGUGGCUCACAACAAAACCUUGCCGCCGGAGGCGGCCACCGACACGAGCAAUUGCGUGGACGAGAUAAACGACUCGAUCCACAAACUCAAAAUGUCGUUAGUGGAAAUGAAGCAAUUAAAAUGCCCCGGAUUCGACGAUAAAAUUUAUUAUAUUCAUAAAUUAGUUACAACCGCCUUGAUCGACGAUGAUCGGUGCACAAACGGGCUAAACGACACGGGCUUAAACGUCCCGGCGGUUAAGGAACAGAUUUCCACGGCGGCGCAUAUGACGCUCAACGCCUUAACCCUAAUCAACAAAUUCGCCGACACCGGAUACAUCGGCCGGAAAAACAUCGACUUCGUCAAAACCUCGUGCGACAAAACGCCGUACCCCAACAUCUGCUACGCCAGCAUCGUAACCGUCGCCUGCGAAAUUUCCGGAGAUCCGAAACUGCUCGCGAAGAACGCCAUAGCCUUAACGCAACGAACCACCGAAUUUACCGUCAACAGAAUGGGCGAAAUCGCCGGAAAAAUCGGGCUGAGCCCUAAAGAGAACAUGUCAAUCCACGUCUGCGAAGAUCUCUCGCACAAAUCCAUCGGUUAUAUGCAAGAUACCUUAACAAAUCUGGAAACGCUUAACCAGCAAAAAGGCGCCGAUUUGAAGACGAUCAUCGACGACAUUAAGGAAUGGCUGAAAUCCGUGAAGAGCAACUUCGAAUCGUGCAUUGAAGAGCUCGUGAGGGAGAAGAUAAACACUAAAGUGACGGAACAAGUGACGCAGUUGAUGCGCGAGGAAGAGCCGUAUUCAGAGAUCGCCUUGGCUUUGUUCAGUAGCUACGCCGCCGGGGUUCAUGGCGGAACGUAACUGUACGUUUCAGUUGUUUUGAUCUAAACAUCGUUGUUGUUUAUCGUCGAACCAGAGAAUAAGUUGGGCUUGCUAAGAAUAAAAUUUUAAGAUUGAAGUUGAGGUAGUAUAUAUGAUAUAGUUUAGUAUUUAAUUAUCAUGCAAACGAAAAGAUAAAUUGUUAUUCUAGCUAUUGAGUCACGUUUAGAAUCAAUCGCUGACCAAGCUCAGCAUGCAUUGCCGUCAGUAGUAUAAUCAUCUCGUCAAAGUCAAAUAAAAUAUCAAGAAUUUUUGCAAAA